Messenger RNA from Zonotrichia albicollis (white-throated sparrow), 10257 nucleotides. Lineage: Eukaryota; Metazoa; Chordata; Aves; Passeriformes; Passerellidae. The record is from RefSeq and is a predicted model, not a curated record.
ACCGCCGUCGCCAGCGCCUGGGGCCGUGUCCCGCGCAUUUGAAAAUUCCCGCGGAGGUUCGCUGCGGAUCUCGCGAGAACUCGGCCCGUCCCCCCACUCCCGUCCCGCCCCCCGCGCGGCGGGUGAGCGAGCGAGUGAAGAAUGCGAGACCUAACAGCUCAGGUAACGAGCAGUCUGCUGCAGUUUCCAGAGGUGACUGUUGAGGCACUUGGGGAGGAUGAGAUCACCCUAGACUCUGUGCUGUGUGGGAAGUUUUCUGGAGGCAGGAGUGGCCUGGCGUGGCUGGCGUGUGGCCCCCAGCUGGAGGUGGUGAACUCGGUGACAGGAGAGCGGCUCUCUGCCUAUCGCUUCAGCGGGGUCAGCGAGCAGCCUCCCGCCGUCCGCGUGGUGAAGGAGUUCUCCUGGCAGAAGAGGACUGGGCUCCUGGUUGGCUUGGAGGAAGCAGAGGGAAGUGUUCUCUGCCUGUACGACCUUGGGAUCUCAAGAGUGGUUAAAGCAGUUGUUCUUCCAGGAAGGGCUAUGAGUGGGAGUAAGGUGGCAAAAUGCAUUCAUUUCUCACAUGCUUUUAUGUGUUCAGAUCUAGAAGUUGUCACUAGAAUUCCUGCUGAAGUUCCCCAAAGAAGAGAAGCUGUGACCAGGGAAGGGAGGCAUCUCUGUUUUCAGUUGCGAAGUCCUUCAGGAACAGCAGUAUCCACCCUGUGCUACAUAAGCAGAAGCAACCAGCUCGUUGUGGGAUUUUCUGAUGGCUACUUAUCACUAUGGAAUAUGAAAACUUUGAAGAGGGAGCACCACUCCCAGCUUGAAGGAGGAAGGAUUCCUGUCUAUGCAGUUACUUUUCAAGAGCCUGAGAAUGAUCCCCGCAAUUGUUGCUACUUGUGGGCUGUUCAGUCUACACAACAAAGUGAAGGUGAUGUUGUGAGUUUACAUCUGUUGCAGUUAGCAUUUGGUGACAGGAAACGCCUGGCAUCUGGACAAGUCAUGUAUGAGGGUUUGGAAUACUGUGAUGAAAGGUACAGUUUAGACCUCACUGGUGGAAUCUUUCCCUUGAGAGGGCAGACCAGCAAUACUAAAUUACUCAGCUGUCAGACCAUAGAGAAAUUUCGCAACCAUGCUGACAGAGAGGAUAACGUUAAUGAAGUAAUCUCUCCUGACACCAGUGUAUCAAUCUUCAGUUGGCAAGUGAAUACCUAUGGUCAGGGAAAACCUUCUACUUAUUUGGGAGUGUUUGACAUCAAUCGCUGGUAUCAUGCCCAAAUGCCAGACUCGCUGAGGCCAGAAGAAUUCCUUCAUGAUUGCCCCUAUUUUGCCCUGUGGUCACUGGAUCCUGUAAUAAGCAUGACUUCUCCAAACCUCAUUUUGGAUAUUCUGGUACACGAGCGUAGUCUGAGUCGGGGAGUUCCUCCUUCUUAUCCACCACCUGAACAGUUCUUUAAUCCAAGCACCUAUAAUUUUGACGUGACGUGCUUGCUCAGCUCGGGAGUUGUUCACAUGACUUGCACCGGCUUCCAGAAGGAGACCCUGAAGUUUUUGAAGAAAUCUGGUCCUUUAAUAAGUGAAGCCAUCCGUGACAGCUACUCUCGGUGUCUUGUAGCUGGCUUGCUGUCUCCAAGACUGGUUGAUGUCCAGCCAUCCAGUCUGAGUCAGGAGGAGCAGUUGGAGGCAGUGCUGUCAGCUGCUGUGCAGACAGGCUCUUUAGACCUUCUGACGGGAUGCAUUAAACACUGGACUUCUGAAGAGCAGCCAAGUUCUGCUGUAAAUUUACGGUUUGUUCUUGAGUGGACGUGGAACAAAGUGAUCUGUACAAAAGAUGAACUGGACCAAAUAUGUGUUACGCUGUUUGACGGCUCCUGCAACUUCAUUGACCCGCAGACAUUGCAGUCCCUCCAGCACUGCCAGCUGCUGCUGAGCAACCUCAGCACAGUCCUGAACUGUUUCCUAGCAGAAGCCCGAGAGCUUACAGAGAAAGGUUUUACAGACUUGACAAAUAAGCAGAUGGUAACCAGCCUCAUUUCUUUGUAUGCACAAGUGGUGAUCUGGUUCUGUCGAUCCAGUCUCCUUCCUGAAGGUUUAGAUGAUCACAUGCAUUUGUCCAGACCUUUCUACAAUUACCCUCUGAUUCAGAGCUACUAUACGGGUCACCGACAGAAACUCGAGCGCUUGUCAAGAGGCAAAUGGGAUUCUGAUUGCUUGAUGAUUGAUGGAAUGGUUUCCCAGCUGGGAGAGGAAGUGGAGAAGUUGUGGCAGAGAGAUGAAGGCGGCACUGGGAAAUACCCACCUGUUAGUUUACAUGCACUGCUGGAUCUCUAUUUGCUAGAAAGCAUUGAAGAAAGCGACAAACAUGCAAUUACAAUUUACUUGCUGCUGGAUAUUAUGCAUUCCUUUCCAAAUAAAACAGAAACUUCAAUUGACUCCUUUCCAACUGCCUUUGCUAUCCCUUGGGGUCUUGUUAAGCUGAUUCAAGGGUUUUGGCUUCUAGAUCACAAUGAUUAUGAAAAUUCCCUGGCCCUGCUCUUCCAUCCAGCCACACUCAAGACAGUGUCAUGGCAGCACAUGAGGAUAAUCCAGUCCCUGAUGUGCCAGGGGGAGCACAGGCGAGCCCUCAGGUACAUGCAGAUGAUGAAGCCGUCCAUGUCCAGCAGCAACGAGGUGCGGCUGUUCCUCACCGUGCUCUUGUCCAACAGGUGCAUGGUGGAGGCUUGGGGUCUGUUGCAGCAACACACCACGAAGUUAAACAUAGAGGAGCUGCUAAAGCACAUGUAUGAAAUCUGUCAGGAGAUGGGGCUGAUGGAGGAUUUGCUGAAGCUGCCCUUCACAGACACAGAAAAAGAGUGUUUGGAGAAGUUUUUACAGACCAAAUCUGGUGUUCACAACCAUGAAUUCCUCUUAGUCCACCAUCUGCAGCGUGCCAACUACAUCCCAGCACUCCAGCUGAAUCAGUCCAUGAAGGCUCAUCUAUUGAAUGAUCGUGAUCCUCGCUUGAGAGAGAGAGCAGUAGCCAGAAAUUCUCUCUUAGACCAAUAUAGCAAGAUCCUUCCCACAGUCCAGAGGAAGCUGGCAGUAGAGAGAGCCAAGCCGUACCGUUUGCCUUCAUCGGUCUCAAGAGAAGUGCCAAGGCCAAAGCCAUUAUCAACAGCCACAAGGCAGGCUAAUGCAGGAAAUGUGCAUACAAGAGCAACUUUCAUCAGUAAAGUUUUGUCCAAAAUUGGAGAAGUAUGGCUAGGAAAUGAGGAGAAAACAAAUACCUCACAAUAUCAUAGUCCUAGAACUACAGAGCCAGCAGUCAGUACACAUCCUCUCCCUGGUACAGAGUUGCCUGAUGCAUUUCUUGGGACACCUAUUACAAAACUUUCUCAAAGGUGUUCAAGAUUGCUGGAUUUGGUGGUUCGUCCUGUUCCUUCCUGCUCUGUGGCACACGAGGAGAGCUGGCAGUCCCCGUGCAGAGCUUCCACUUCUUUUGUGGCAUCCAGCCCCCCGAGAGCAAACACACAGCACUCCAGCUCCCAAAAUAACCUGACAAGAGCAUCAGAGUUGAAUUUACUGGAAACUCCUCGUGUGGUCAAGAGAGCUAAAGUUUUGGCCACAUCUUCCGGUUUUCCUGGGUUUACUCCUCAGUCUAUUCUCAGGUCCAGCCUUCGCACUACACCCCUAGCAACUCCCUCUGCAUCCCCAGGACGAUCUGUUACUCCUCCUCUACGAGCAAAGGAACCUAGAAUAUCUUUCAGGGAAGAGAGCUCACAUGCAAAGUGGACUGUUGUGGUGACAGAAGAUGAUAAAGCACUAUUUGGAACUUCAUCUGAGCAGCAUCAAGGCUUGGUAGAGGAUGCUUGGUCUGAAAGCAGAACUAAACCAACUCUGUUUACUCUGAGCAGUCCUGGGGAAGAUCGUGCUGAAUUGCAGGAGUCUUUAGAAAGCAUGGCUGGAGAUGAUUUGGAGAAGAUGGAUGUCAGCAAGGAAAAUAGUAACUUCUCUGUCAGAUCAGACCAGACUACUUUGGAGUAUCAUGAUGCACAGUCACCUGGUGAUUUUGAAGAUGAUGUCAUCUUUAUAUCUGCUAAACCAGCUAAUUCUUCCUCUGAAGCAACUGUUGAUGUUCAAGAAUUGGAGAAGGAGGAAGAACAUGAAAUGGUUGAAGAUAAACCUUUCCAGAUAGAACAACCAGAUCCUUCAGGGCAAAGAAAAGAAGCAGGAUUUGUAGAAGAAUCAAAUGCUGAAUAUCAGACCCUUCCUGAGUAUAAGCCAGUGUUUAAAGCUGCUGAGGCUGCAACUUCUGGGGCUGGAAAUGAAGGUGCAACAACCUACCAGGAGUCUGAAAUGACCUCUUCAUCAGAAGAAAAAGCCAUAGUGGUUGCAACAAACCCACAGCUCGCUGAAUCCCCGGAGGCUGACAGUGAAUCUGUGAUAAGUAUCCUUGACAGUGAGGACAUGGUCAGUGCUCCGUCUCAAAAUCGCCUUGAGGGCAAGGGUGUGGAUUUAGCUGAAGAAUGUAACCCUGAAGCAGCUGAAGCCGAAGAAGUCCCUGUUUCUAGCAAUCCUCCAAAAACUGAGGAAAUUAAUGUUAUAGAAGAUACCUCAGAACCAGCACCUGAAACAUCACCAUAUAGUGAGCUAGAUCCAUCAAAUGUUCUUCAUUAUAGCUAUGAAAAUAUAGAGCAACAGUUUGCAUGUGAUUUGCCUGAUAACAAAGAUAGUGAAUGUGAUGCAGCUGAGGGAGAUGGCGACCUUUUUCUAUCUCAGAAUAAUUUUACCUUAGUUUUGGAAGGAGAAGAAGGGGAAGCAGAAAUGGGAGACCCUACAUCAGCAGAUGCUUCUAAACCAGAUGACACAACAAAAGAAGAAAAGCCUGUGACCAGUUUAGGAAAUUCUGAAAGCCAGGAACAUGUUACAAACUCAGUGUCCACUGUAACUGGUGAUCAGGAAUCUCAAAAUAUUGCAGAGUCACUCCCAUAUGUGCCUGAACCUAUUAAGGUUGCCAUUGCUGAGAACUUACUGGAUGUAAUCAAGGACACGAGAAGUAAAGAAUUUACAUCUGAAGUUGUAGAACAAUCAAUCCAUGAAACCAUAGGUAAAAAGGUAACUAGAUUCCAGAAGGCAAAAGCUCCUUUAACACCUGUGCUAGAAGCAGUGGGAGAGGAAACCAGCAGACACCAUUAUGGCACUGCUCCACGAACACGCACAAGGGGACGGCUGGGUAGAGGUCUGGGUGUUCUGUCAGCAGACACUCAGCAGCUGCUGAAGACAGACAGCCCUGCUCUGCUUGGCCUGUCUCCUCGGAGAAGUACCAGGCUAACAAAAGAAGCCCCUCAGACUCCCAGGCUCCAGACAGAGGAAAAUGUUCAAGAGGAGCAAACACCUGUGACACCUGUUACUCCUAGGAGAGGUAGGAAACCUAAACUGUCCAAUUUAGAAAAAACAGAGAGCAGCCUUUCUGAUGGACAAACCUUGUCUGACAGUACACGGCCUGUUACUCCCAGGAGAGGAUUAAGGAGAGCAAAGGAAGCUGCAUCUGAACUCCAAGAACAGCCUAAUGAGGAAAUGCCUCUUGCUGAAGGCAGCAUUACUGCUUCUUUCACUUCCAGAAGGACUAAAGGAGGAAAAAGUUUAGGUGGAAGUCCAGAAACUGGCAAGACUGAUACUGAUCAUCAAGUAAAAUCAGCCGUCAGUCCCAGUAGAAGUGCCAGAAAGAUGAAAAGCUUUAGUUUACAGUUUACUGAAGAUACUGUCAAGGAUCAACAGGUGCAGCUUAGUGACCAACUCCUUUUACCAGUGCCAAGUAAAAGAGGCAGAAGAAGAAAGAUUAGUUCAUCAGAAGUUUCAGAAAAUUCUGAUCUUGAUGUGUCUAAAUCAUCUGUUCCUCAAACAGAAUUUAAACUUCCUGUCACACCUAGAAGAAGUGCUAGGAAGGCGGCACAAAAUGUCGUGGCAGACCAAGAAUCUGCCUCUUCUCAGGAAGACAUACAUUCAGGUGUGAAGGUAGAAGCCCUUCAUACUCCUAAGAGAAAAACUAGGAGAGUGCCACCAGAGAACCCAGAAAAAGUGGAUACUCAUGAACAAACUCCUGCAGAGCCAAGUGAGGAGCCAGCCACACCCAGGACUACAGUGAGGACAGGGCAGCGGGGCAGGAAGAGGAGAUCAGUGUCAGUAGAGACCCCCCAGGGACCUGGGGGCAGUCCUUUGCUGCUGGAAGACAUAAAUCCCUCAGGACAAGAUCAGACAUCCAGAGCUCUGACAGAUCGGGUUACGAGGACCAGAUCCCGCAGGACUGCCAUCCAUCAGAAACUGGCUGUUGAGGAAAAUGAGGCUUUCCUUUUCUCUCCUCCUCUCACAAAGCUGACAAAGAAAUUUGAAGCUGGAAAAACAGACCAUCCUGUGCAGUUCCAGGAUUUGGACCCGGAUUUGUCUUCUCAAUUUGUCUUUUCACCCCCUCUUUUGAGGUCAAGGAGAAAAACUGUAGCUAGCAUUUCCCGAAUUGUGAAAGAAGCAGAGCUUCCAGCUAAAGAGGAAGAGGAUACCAAAUCCAUAGAGGCCGGGGUAAAGCAAAAAUUGAAGAGAGGUAGAACUCCAAAAUCAGAAAUGAAGAAAGGAAGCAAAACCACAAAAGAUUCUUGGUCACCUCCACCAGUUGAAAUAAAAUUCAUCUCUCCUUUUGGAAGUCCAGUGGAUGGAACAAAAACCAAGCAGAAAGAAACUACAGAUGCAGCAGGGAAGACCCUAAGAAAGAACAAAAAAAGACUGUCUAAUUUUCCAAAGCCAGUUGUGCGCCGGAAGAUGCUGUAACUGUUUUUUUUUUAAGUUUAUAAUGUACACCACUGUUUGUAAAGUCAUCAAAAUUGUGUGAAUUAGUAAAAAGAAGAAAAAUCAUCUAAUUUGGAAGAGAUAAUUUAUAUAAAUUAUUGUAAAAUUUCAUAAAAAAUGGUCUUCAGUAAGUAACUCCAUAUGGAGUGUGAUUUCCUCAGUCAAUGCAGUUUUCUAUUUUAUAUUAAGACUUCAUACAUUUAUAUAAUAUGUAAAUACAGCUUAUUUUAGGAAUGUUAAAUAAAAAUGUAUACUUCACAAUGUGCUUACUGUCUGAUAGCUUUUUGAGGGAAUAUUGGGUUGAAUGACCUGUAUUGCUCAGAACUUUUAAUGUUGGUUUGUGGGAGUUACAGACUCCCAAAAGUGAUUCCAAAAGCUUUUAAAAAUUUUUUUAGAAUUCCUGUAACAAGUAAACAUUUUAAAUAUACUAGUUUUAAUUUUAAAAUUACAUUUGACCUUCUGGAACAAAUAAUUGGACUUACAAUACAAACUGGUAAUUCUUUACAUUCACGGUUAAGUUGUACUGUAUUGAAGUCAGAAUGUAAACAAUUGUGUUUUAAGCUGUGCAAUAUAUUUUUUUUGUAUUUGUCUUAAACUUUGGGAAAGCUGCUCUUUAGUUCAUAAAACCAGAUCACACCUCAGAUGUGUCAUUAUUUCUUAAAAUCUGUUGUCAGAUGCUUGGUUUGAUGCUUACAAUAGCAUAUCAGAUUUAAAGGGAUACUACCCAGAUACUUUGAAAUUUGAGCCAAAAUUAUUUUCAUAAUAUGACUGCUACUAUAAUUGAAAUGCUUACUGUCUGUAAACAUGCUUUACAGUAUUUGAAACUUGCAUAUCACAGCACUGAAAAUCUGAUGGUAAAGCCUAUAUAAUAGUCUGAAAAAGGUACAAAAAUGUACAGAAAUCUUAGUUAGAAACCGUAUUUUUGAAUACUUAUUUCAUUAACAGUGUUGGGUUAAGAAGUAUAUGUCCCUAUGAAGUUUCAAUUUGUAUAAAUAAAGUCACAAACCUAUUCUUUUAAAAGCAGACAUGGAAGUACUAUUUUGAUGUGCAGUCUUUUAGACAAUGGAUUAUUUUUCUGUAUGUUAAUUUAUAUAUGGAUGCAACUUUGAAGACUACAGAAUGGUGGAACCUGAUAUUAAACUUUUCAAUUAGUAAAAACUACUACAGUUAUUCAAGACAUAAGUUAUUUAUUAACUAAUAUCUUGUACAUAGUGAAUGAAUGUAUUAAUUAUAGACUAAGCUUGUAAAAGAAGAUUGCUCUGGGGCUGUGAUUUUUCUGUCUCAGAACAGAUCUUUCUAGAGAAGCAAUUGCAUGCACUUGAAUAUUUUUCUCCUUGGGGAAGUAUUCAUGACUGAAUGAAAGCUUAAAAAAGAGUCAAAAGUUAAAAAUGUGAAAGUGGCAGUAAAUUGAGACCUUUGAGUCAAGUUAGUAAUUAUUUUUUCUGUUUACUUUGUACAUGAGUGACUAUAAAUAUGGUCAAAGAGGAAAGGGGAGGGAAGUUUAGCAAUUUUUAUAUUCAUAUUUCUCAGAAGUGCAGUCAGUAGCUCAAAAUGGGGUAAAAGGUCAAAUUUUCAAUAUUGGAAUAGAAUAGAGAUGACAAAUCUGACUUCUUUUUGUAGCGUGCAAGAGUAUUUAUAAAAUACUCUGAUUGUUGUCAAAUUGAAUUGACUGAUGAAAUGCUAGUGAAGAUUGCUUAAUAGGGUUUUGAUGCAUUUCUGUAAUUUAUCCUUAUAUAUGUAUAUUUUUUGUAUGAAAAUUAUUUAGAAAAAUGAAAAUAUAGCAUUAGCUGAUUUUAUUAGUUUUUAGCGUCUAUUUUAUUUACACCUCAGCUAAAAUAUUUGUCUGUGCUUAGGAAGAAAGCAAGUAACAGCAAAAGACAAUUGGCAAUAGAUUUAAUAACUUCCUAAAGGUUUGUAUUUUUCUAGUAAUUUUGUACUUCAAAGGAGUUUUAAUUAUGUGUUGAAAUGUUUUACUGUUUUGUCUCUUUUGUUGUAACUUGGAUUUGGUGCACAGUUCUCCAGUGCAGACCAGUUUCCCCAAGGAACAGUUUAAAAAGGAGCCUCAGCAUAAUAUGUAACAAGGAGUGGGCACAGAAAUUUGAGGGACAUAGAAGGAAAUGGAAGCAAAACCAGACACUGUGACUCUGUUUAGGGGCUGAGAAAAGGAAGAAGCUGGGGAACAGUGUUAAGGCACCAGCUCAAGGAUGGGUUUAUAACGGAGUGGAGAAAAUAGACUUUAUGUAGGUGCUCUCUGUGUAGGCUUGCUACAUAUGUGAAGGAUGAGUGAAAAAGAUUUGCAGCUGUUUGCACAUGGAUCUGAGAGGGAGAGAGCAGUAGCGCCAGAGAAGGGCAGGAGGGACCUGUGAGAGGAGGUGGGAUGCAUUGUGGUGGCGGAUGGAUGCAGAAGGCUCUGGGGGGCAUAGAAAUGAGAUUUUCCAGCAAACAAGGUGGGAAUUUCACAGGAGCUACAGCUCAUUGCUAAAUAGAAUAUUCUGAAGGUUUCCUGUAGAAAGGGAAGUAAUUCCUUGAUUCCCUAAUGUUUUUAUCCCCUAAAAAGUGCUGGAUGGCUAAAAGCUGAAGCCAGAUUGUGCAUCUGUACCUUUGGGGUGUAACCCCAAAGAAAACUCCUCUAGAAGGUUGACCACCUUGGGACAGCAGAAUCUUAGCUUUCAGGAAGAAUAAAAUGCAGUGCAAUGGCAGAUUUUACUUCCAGGAAGCACACAGCAGGAGAUAUUAGUGACAGGAGUAUGAAUAACAUUAGGGCUGUUGGAAGGUAUUUUGUAAGAAAAGAAAUGUUACAGUGGAAAUUAUUCUUUUGAGUUACCUCACAAACUUUCUUUUCUUCGAAUAUUCAUAAGCUAAGGCUGGUGAAAGUAUUUGUUCUAUGUUCUAACAUGAGGGAGAGUUAAAUCUAUUUUACUUUCAAUAGGCACUGAGUGCUUGAAGUACUAAUUGAUUCAUGUUGACUUUAUUUGCCUUAAUAUUUGCACGUCCAGUGUGCAAAUAAGGGCACAGAUAACUAUUUAUUCCCCCAUCAGAACUUCUUCUCAUCAAAGGCUACUCUCAGGGUUGUCAGUGCAAUAAAUUUGUUUGCUGCAAUUUCAUUACUUCCCAUGUAACUAAUAUAUAGCAAAGUUGUUGAUUUCUGGUGGGGGGGAAAAGAAAGCUAUAGCAGAAAACAACCUACAGGUUCUCAUGAGUAGUUAGGCAAUGCUUGCAACCAGUUAGUCUAGGCCAAUCUGAAAAUACUGAAAUAAUAGAAAUUUAGGUAAUAGGACAAAGCUUGUUUCUUCGUACUUUUGUCUUCUGUGCAAGAUUCAGGGUUUCCAUUCCAGGAAUGCUUUUUUCACCGAAGUAGUCAAGAUAACGAUAAGAUAAUGAGUCCCUUUGAUGUGCUUAAAGAUAAAUGUUCUGUAGUUCCUGUGGAAUUAAAGUUGUUCCUUAAAUAAAAUGCGUUUUCCAGCA